AUGGAAGUAGAUCGGGACAUGUACCGCCAAUUUCAGGACUGGUGUCUCAGGACAUAUGGGGAUUCGGGAAAGACAAAGACCGUGACUCGUAAAAAAUACGAAAGAAUUGUCCAGCUCCUGAAUGGAUCUGAGUCCAACUCAUCAGACAAUGCAAAGUUCAAAUUUUGGGUAAAAUCUAAAGGAUUCCAGCUCGGGGUUCCAGAAGACAACAGUGAAGAAAAACAAGUGCUCUAUGUUCCAGUGAAAACAACGGAUGGUGCUGGAAUGGACGAAAAAGUGUCCUUGAGGCAAGUUGCUGUGGUGGAGGAUUUCUUUGACAUAAUUUACUCCAUGCAUGUUGAGCAUGGAGCCAAUGGGGAGAAAAUACGCAAACACGCAGGGCAGAAAAGAACAUACAAAGCGAUUUCAGAGACCUAUGCAUUUCUACCACGAGAGGCAGUUACACGGUUUUUGAUGAAUUGUUCUGAAUGCCAGAAGAGAAUGCAUUUGAGCCAAGAUGGUGGGGAACAUAAAGAGAAUGGAAAGCCACCUACGUUAGUCACCAGCAUAAUUGACUACAACAUGCCAAUUACCAUGGCCUACAUGAAGCACAUGAAGCUGCAGCUAUUGAAUUCCCAUAAUGAUGAGGACAGCUCUCUGGAUAGUCAUGAAUUUGACAUGAGUGACUCUACCAGGAUGUCAGCGAUGAACUCUGACCUGAGCUCCAACAUGGAGGAUAGGAUGAACAGUCCGCAGAACCUGCAGUUGCAUAAGGAUGAUGACUCCGCGGUGGACACGGUCACUGGCAGUGAAAGUGUGACUUGUAUCCCAGCAAUGGCAAAAGCAGACCAGUGUCAGGAACAUCCCAACAACCACUGCAGAGCAACCAUGGACCGGGACGAGCAGCCGUUGAGUCCCCAUAACUGCCCCUUAGUGGCCACAUGCCAUACAGAUGGCCAUAUUGUCAAUGGAAGCAGAAAAUACAAGGUUAUUUCUGUUGACAGCCAGGAGAUUAAGAUAACGGAAAAUGCCAAGUCUCCCACACACAGCCACUCUAGCUAUGACUUUGAGAAGGAUGAGAUCGGAGGAAUGCUGCCACCAUCUCUCAGCCAAAGAGUAGAUGAUGAUGACUGUGACCAUGACAACCAAGAUGACUGUGAUAAAUCCAUGGAUGCUGAGGGCCUGCAGGCAGAACAGCUUAAAAUCUUCAAUCCACAGUCAGUUCCUUCAAAUCCAUCCUCUGUGGCUGCAGAAAACAUCCUGGUUAGUGCCUGUGAGAGUGAAAGCAGGAAUGCAACCAAGAAGAUGCGCCUACAGGGACCACAGGAUCAAGAGUUUUCUAAUGAAAAACAGUGUACAGAAGAAAAAGCCCCGGCUGAUACUGCUACACAGGAGGUGCUGUAUAUCAAUGGUAAUGGAACCUACUGUUGCCAUAGUUACACCGGGUUAGGGGGAGGACCAAUGAACCUCACUGAAGCUGCUUGCAGUGGCCCCACAGAUCUCAGCAUGAAGAAACAAUUGACACCCAGCACUGGUUCAUCCAGCAAUGGCAGCCUUCAGCCCCAACUCAACUCCAGUGAAAUUAGCACUGUCAGGCAGCUCAUAGCUGGUUACCGGGAAUCUGCAGCCUUCCUGCUCCGCUCAGCCGAUGAACUUGAGAGUCUCAUAUUACAGCAAAACUGA
Conger conger (European conger) is the source of this 1662-nucleotide messenger RNA. Its product is annotated as nucleolar protein 4-like. Bases 1 to 1662 code for a protein of 553 amino acids. Lineage: Eukaryota; Metazoa; Chordata; Actinopteri; Anguilliformes; Congridae. The record is from RefSeq and is a predicted model, not a curated record. The transcript is spliced from 10 exons.